AUGGACGCAGAAAUAAGAGAAGGGCCAAACUGUUACGAGAAUCAACUACGAGCCAUGUCGAUGUGUUGGUCUGGAUUUGAUCCAAUGGGUUCAUACGGUCCCACAUCCUGUUAUCCGCAUCAAUCUGCUACAUGUCCAACGUUACCAAUGACAAUUGCCACGCAAAACGACCAGCAGAUAGUACAUCAAUUUCACCCAUGCAACUUUGUCUCCUUUGCGCAACAUUUCUCAACAUUGUCGUUUAACAGCAACAACGCGCCCUCAACCUCAUCCUUAUCAUCGCCUUCAGCAUCAACCAAAAAGAAACCCGUCCCUGUUCCUGAAAACCUGAAAGACGAGGCAUAUCGUGAACGUAGGAUGAAGAACAAUGAAUCAGCCAGAAAAUCUCGAGAACUCAGGCGUCAAAAAGAAGAAUCAACGCAACUACGAUGUGACCAACUCCUGCAUGAAAACCAUCUUCUGCGAGCCGAAUUGUCCUUAUUACGCAGCCAAAUGGAACAAUUUCGACAAAUCUUUUCCAUUUCUUCCAACAAUUCACAACAAAAUUUCACUCCCAACAGUUCCGUUUCUGGUUUGUAA
Molecule: messenger RNA, 579 nt
Organism: Cercopithifilaria johnstoni
Lineage: Eukaryota; Metazoa; Nematoda; Chromadorea; Rhabditida; Onchocercidae
Source: the annotation of a GenBank genome assembly